Messenger RNA from Blastomyces gilchristii SLH14081, 429 nucleotides. RefSeq lists its product as uncharacterized. The transcript is spliced from 2 exons. The annotation marks the transcript as partial. The record is from RefSeq and is a predicted model, not a curated record. Lineage: Eukaryota; Fungi; Ascomycota; Eurotiomycetes; Onygenales; Ajellomycetaceae.
AAUCUUCAUUUAUUGACAGAUCUGCAUUCACUGAUGAUAGUGAACUCAAUGUUGAAUCAUUGAUUGAGAACUUGAAGAAUGUAAUAAUGAAGAAAUUGUCUGUGUUAUAUGUGACUGAGUCUUCUGUAUCUCUUCUUGCCUCUUCUGUCACUUCUUUCUCUGCUGCUUCUCUCUCUGUUCCUUUCUCUGCUACUUCUCAAUCUUCUACACUUGUCUCUGUGUCUGGUUCUCCUGCUCUCACUACUUCUGUUCCCGCGACCCUCACUCCUGCUACUUCUGCUCUCAUCACUGCCUUCAUUACUAGCUCUUCUCAUUUCAAGGAGAUGUUGUAUAGGCUCAGUGAAUUACAUUUCUCAGUGAAAGAUAUCCAUGUUUUCAGAAACAGGAACACAGAUGUCAUACUCUUUUACACUCACAGGUAUGAGGCUU